AGGGUUACCGCGGAAUGAACACUGAUCUUUGCAUAACCUAGCAAUAGUAUAGGCGACCGCCAGAAGCCUAAACCAUGGACCUACUACAUGCCUUAACCAUUGUGACGUAAACAUUCAUAUCAUGGAACUCGACGACGCGCUCAAAUCCUUAGGCGACUUCGGUCGAUAUCAGACCAUUGUUUACGUGCUCAUAUGCCUCGUCGGACAACUCACGCAGUCCUGGCAUAUGCUCGCCAUCGGCUUCCUGGGGGCGGUUCCCGAGCAUCAUUGUCAGAUUCCUCCAGUGGGGGGUCCCGCGGACGAUGUCGGCGAUCCUUGGAAUCAUUACUACCCGCUUGAGCCGGGGAAGGUGGAUGGCGAAGACCCGGUGAAUUCCAGCUGUUCGAGAUACGUGAACUUCACCGCUGGCAAUGCGACGGAGGGGUGCACAGAUGGUUGGAUUUAUGAUGAAGAGCUCUAUGGUAAAACAAUUGCAACAGAGUGGAAUCUGGUGUGCGAUGAAAAGGGCAAAGUCGAUCUCUCGAUGUCAAUCUUCAUGGGUGGCGUCAUGGUCGGAUCCCUCGUCUUUGGACAGCUAUCGGAUCGUUACGGAAGGAAGCCGAUCUGGUUCAUUUCGAUCUGGGCCCAAAUCGCGUUCGGUGUCGCAGUCGCCUUCUCUCCCAACUACUGGACCUUCGUCGCCCUCCGGUUCUUCGUCGGCGUCUUCGAACAGGGUAUCGACCUGACGUCUUACGUGAUGGUAACGGAGAUGUUUACACCGAGUAAGCGUGGACCAGCGGGUAUCCUCCUCACCGUCUUCUGGGCUUCAGGAAUCAUGUCAUUACCGGGCCUGGCCUAUCUCCUCAAGGACUGGGUCUACCUUCAACUCGCCAUCUCAUUGCCCAAUAUAUUAACUGUCUUCAUCAUAGCAGCAAUUCCAGAAUCAACCAGAUGGCUAUUGUCCCGCGGGAAAAUAGACCAAGCGGAAGCAAACCUGCAGAGGAUUGCCAAAUUCAAUGGCAAGGAGAUCCCAUCACCGAUACUGUCCCAAGCUCAUCAGGCCAACACCUCGACCAACUACGAUAUUUGGACCUUGUCCAGAAGAACUAAAGUCAAUGCCAAGCUCAGACAAGUAUCUGCAGCAUCGGAUCCCGACCUUUACGACCUUACGAAUGGCGAUACGAAGACGCUUACCCUUGUGGAAGGGUACAGCAUUGCAAGCAUGGACGCGCUUUCGGAGUCGGAUGCGGUCUUUGGCGCGGAGAAACAUUUCACACUUCUUGAUUUGAUCCGGACGCGGAACAUGAGGAAGCUGACUAUCAUCAUGGCAUUUGUUUGGUUUGUAAAUAGCGUCAUCUACUACGGACUGUCGCUGAACACGGACAGUUUAGCAGGCGAUCCAUAUCUGAAUUUCUUCAUUAGUGGAGCUGUCGAGGUUCCCGCCUAUUUCGUUGCAGCCGGUCUCAUCAGAUGUGUUGGCAGACGGCUUCCACUCUGUGCCUGUCAUAUUAUCGGAGGUAUAGCCUGCAUAGCAACAGUAUUCAUUCCCGCCGAAACAGAGGGCGGUACAGAUCUUUCACCUGUUAUCGUUACCGUUGCAAUGGCAGGCAAAUUUUGUAUAUCGGCGUCAUACGCUAUCGUAUUUCUCUACGCGUCAGAACUCUUCCCUACAGUAAUCAGGAAUCUUGGACUGGGCGUGUCGUCGUUUUCUUCCAGAGUUGGUGGUAUCGUUGCUCCGUUUUUGCUUGCGCUCGAUGUCUACGAGGUCUGGCUACCAAUGACCAUUUUUGGUACCCUCUCGAUCCUGGCGGGUUUCAGCGUAUUACCCCUCCCUGAAACUCUGGGUCGCACUCAGCCCCAGACCAUACAGGAUGCCGAAGCUCUUCACCGCAGGACCCGGUCCAAGCUGGCCAGUGAUAAGCUACCGUUCUCAGCCCACAUUAAUUUGGAAGAUAACGACACUAAAUUAUGAUUUUCUUAUAAAAACACCAAAUGAAAGAUAAACCAAGUACUUUCAUUGAAUUAACGUAAAAGAGAAAGGAUCCUUCGGAAAACUUUAUAAUGAUCGAGGCAACCGAAUAUCCAAAUUGGUUUAUGACACCACUUUUGAUCAUUACAUGCGUUAUCAUUGUUUCUCUUUUCAUGAGGAAAGAGGGAGAUAGAGAGAGAGAGAGAGAGAGAGAGAGAGAGAGAGAGAGAGAGAGAGAG
This is a messenger RNA of Strongylocentrotus purpuratus (purple sea urchin), 2187 nucleotides long. Its product is annotated as organic cation transporter protein. The coding region runs from base 122 to 1951 and encodes 609 amino acids. Gene Ontology annotation, biological process: transmembrane transport. NCBI's taxonomy places the organism in Eukaryota, Metazoa, Echinodermata, Echinoidea, Camarodonta, Strongylocentrotidae. Gene Ontology annotation, cellular component: membrane. Gene Ontology annotation, molecular function: transmembrane transporter activity. The record is from RefSeq and is a predicted model, not a curated record. The transcript is spliced from 9 exons.